AUGUCGACAACAAUCCCAACCUACCGCUACCAAUACCGCCCUUCCUUCUCCCAACCCUCCGGCUUCGGCUUUAGUCUAUCUCCCCCAAGAAACACUUUCCUCCCCCACCACCACCUCGAAUCCCCCACCAACAUCUUCCUCCCAACUUCCGAUUCCUCAAAAGAUAAGCUUAUCAUCCGGCAAGUGGGUGGACCGGGGGAUAACCACGUCCAAUGGGUAUCCAGAUCCGACAUCAUUCCUUAUCCUGACUCAGCUAGUGACAAAGAGUUUCCCUCUUUUGCUACUGAUUCGGGUGAAAGUCGAGUUCGAGCUGGUAAUCAGAAAGUCAACAGUAGAGACAGCAAUGUGGCCAAUGACAAUGAGAAAUCCCGAACAAAGACAUCAAAAAGCUACACCUCCCCAAUCCACGGCAUCGUGCACACAGCAAACUGGGCCAACGACGUAGGCGAUCGACUCUGGUUGAGGAGCGAUCAACCCAUAAUCGAGGGGAGGAGGAGUGUCCCGGUGGUGAAUUUGGAUAAGGGUGUUAGUGGGGAGAUCUGUAUAUCCUCAGUAACCUGGCACCCCCAAAAACAAAAACGAGUUAAACUUUUCGGCAUCAACGCACUGUCCUCCAUCACUUUCAUCGGGGCAGAGUAUCGACAACGGCAACGACGUGGUGAUGGUGAACCCUUUCGCAUGUGUAUAACACAGGGGCAGAACGAAGGGAACGAAGAAGAAGGCAUCAUCGAAAUGAUCUCUCUAAAAGAGCUGGACUCGACGUGCUGCUUUGAGGACGUCAAGUUCAAGUCCACCAAGUCACUUCUACCUGAUCCUCAGCACAUCAAACCAAUUAUACCAAUAGGAGGGCAAAACGAAACACAUGGUAUCAUCACAUCAAGAAGUUCAACGAAAGGGCCUGUGGUUUUGGGGGAGGGUAACAGCAAAAGCAAAAGCAUGGAUGCUGCUGACGACGACGACGACGACGAUAACCUCCGCCAUGCCUCCUUCGCGAGCUCAACCAAGGGAAAAGUAGCUUUGGAUCUGGUAGCGCGGAGUUUAUCCAUUUUCAACUUCAAUGCUGCAAUGUUGGACUUGGCUGCGCUGUCUAAUCAGGGUAUGGGUAUGGAUUGGUUCAAUGGGAACACAGUAGAUGAACCGCCGGAGGCGUCGGAUGAGAGUGACGAGGAGGAUGAGGACGAGGAAGAGGAGAAGGUGUGGAGUGACUGUGAGUCACAGUACUCUGGAAGAGAGUCGGUGAUCGAAGAUGAGGUUGGGGAUCAGUAUGAGAGGAGUCGAGUAAAAGACAGCGGAGGAGGUGGUGAUGUAUAA
Neurospora tetrasperma FGSC 2508 is the source of this 1311-nucleotide messenger RNA. RefSeq lists its product as uncharacterized. Bases 1 to 1311 code for a protein of 436 amino acids. The record is from RefSeq and is a predicted model, not a curated record. The transcript has 2 exons. Lineage: Eukaryota; Fungi; Ascomycota; Sordariomycetes; Sordariales; Sordariaceae.